AGUUUGUGAUGCAUGCGUCCAUGGUAUCCCGCCUUGGGUAUCCCUCUUGGAUGAAUAUGAUGGUGGAAUAAGGGUGAUGUGGGUGAUGUGAGUUAAGUUUUCAAGAUAGCUUCUCGACUGGUGUCUGCUGAGGGACUGCUUGUUGCUACAGAUGUCUCACACAUAUCUUUGAAAAACGUCCAUGUCCGGUGACGGGGCCGGCUCCGCCCCGGCCGCCCGCCGCUGGGCCCCGCGGACCUGCUGGGUGGCCCCGCCGCCGACGCCGUGCUGUCUGGCGCGCCGGGAGCUCGGCCUGGGCCGCGAGCCGUACCGCUCGGCCUGUCUGGCGGUGCGCUCCGCGUGCGCAGCCACCGGCCGUCGCCAGCUGCGCCGUCACCUGGCCCGCACGGACGCCGCCGACUCCGAGUACAACGUUGACCGGGUGUACCUGCACCGGCCUGCCGAGAAACGCGUGCUAGUGGCGCCGGCGUUCGGGCCCCUGGACCAGCCCGGCUCGUUCCAGCCGUUCUUCACGGAACUGUCGCGAAAGGACGACCGGUGCACGGCGCUGGUGGAGCGGCCUCACCCGUACCACGCCUGCCGUCCGCAGGCGUUCUCGGUGCUGGUGCGGCCCGACGGCACCGACCUCGAGGUGGUGGAUGUGGUGUCACGGCGCGUGGAGCGACGUGUCACCCUCACCUCCGCGACCCAGAUGGGGGCCGGCUCUGGUCGACCGGCCGGCCAUCCGGCCUUCAAGUACAUCCACCACGACUUGGAGAGGAAUGAACUGGUGAUCACGUCCGUGCAGACGGUCGAAGCGCUGGUGUCCGUCAUCAUCUUCAGCAUCCAGCCGGUCCAGUUCCUGGUCCGAUUUCAGGUAUUACGGAAAGAGUUUCCGCACGCCGACUCCGCCACUGUCGGCGAGGGCGUGGUUAUGCUCACCUCACGAUCGCGAGGAGUCGUCUACCUGUACAGCAUCGAUAAGAUUUUGGAGGAGCGCAGUCCGGCGGCCGGUUUGGGGGAUCACGUGAUCGCGGACGGCCGGCCGCUGGUUGUCGGCGGCACGGGGGACGGUGUACCGACCAACGGUCAGCUGACGGGCGACGCUGCGCCCGUGGCCGUGUUCGCCGCACAUCAGGGCUAUCUGGAGCUGGGCGGCUCCCCCCACCACCUCGUCAGCCGCCGAAAGGCAGCUGACGGCUUCGAGGUGACGCGCCUCUCGGACGGCGCUCGGGUGCUGACCUGUGGUCCACUCCGGCCCGGACUGUCAUCAGAGGCGGCCACGUUUGUCGACGACGGCCCGUACCUCGUACAGCACAGCACUGCUGAGCUUAGGGUGUUUGACCUGACCUGCGGCCACGAGGUGCUGCGGGUGGACGCCGGUCGGCUCUCCGUUCCUGAGCCGCCGGUGGAGCGUGGGCCCGUCACCACCCGGUCAGGCCGCCGGGUGCGGAUGCGGCGGUCGGCUCCCCUGGUUCUCCUCGCCUCCGACUGGUGGCUCGCCUGGGAUAUCGAGGACGAGCUCGAGCUGCUCGUCGUGGUCGUGGUAGAGGAGGUGAUCGGAGACGCGGCGGUGCUGCAGCGGCUGCUGCUCUAUGACCGGCGCACGUGGACGCUCUCCUCGGACACGCCACUGCACUACAGCAUGCCGCUCAACGGAGCAGGUCUGUCGCAAGUGGCCGUGGUGGUGGACCGCUGUCUGCUGUUCGUCAAGCUGCGAUCCUCGGCAGCGCGAUGUGUCACCCUCGUCUACAGCCUCGUGGCCCACGCCGAGCCCCGGGAACCGCGGCGGGAACUGGCGGGCGUCCGCUGCUAGGGACGAGCUCGGGCUCACACCAGGUCAGCGUCCGCUGAUGGGGGGGGGGGGGUGAUCGGGUCCUCUGCUGGUCAGUUUCCAAUGCUUGGGACGAGCCCGGGACCUCGGGAGAUCGGCCUCUGCCGCUAGAGACAAACUCGGGCUCACACCAUGUCGGCCUCCCCUGGCUGGGAAGAGCUCGGGUCCACUAGCUGGUCGGUUCCCGCUGCUUGGGACGAGCUGGGGCCCACCUGCCAAAUGUGUGCUCAAGUGUCAAAUGUCCGCUGGUAGAACAGAGCCCGGACCCACGCCAGGUCCGCUACUUUAUAUGGGCGAGCUCGGGCCCACAUCAGGUCGGUGUUCCAUGUUAGGGACGAGCUGAGGCUCACACCAGGGGUCCCGCUGAUGGGACGGGACCAGACCAGAUAGUGGUCUAAAUCCGCUGCCAGGGACCACUUCAUAACCGGAUAGCCGGGCGUCGCUCUGAAUCAUGAUACCUCGGGAGUCCGGACAACUGUAGGGUUAGAUAUGUCGUGGAAAGUGGAAGACCUCAUUUAUGUGUUCAACUAGAGAAACCAGCAUUGCCAUUUUGAAAGGUGCAAGGGGCCGUUUUAUAAGAAAGCCAUGUAUACGAUAUCGCUCAUUUCCUAUUUUAUUGAUGUCUUAGUUAUACUCUUUCUUUACGCAUAAUGACAUGUCCUGUGGUAUGAUUUUUUAUGAAUCAAUCUGUUUCAUGACUAUUAAUAAGCAUUAUGUUCAGAGUACCUACGUAGGAACCGUAUGUUAAAACGUCUAAUGGACAUAUUGAUUGUGAUAUUUCGGCUGUUGCGCCGCGUACCCACACAUUUUUUAGAACACCGAUGGUGCUUAUAUUUGUUACGUUGUGCUUCAUUCUCGUGUCAAAGGCAAUAUGUAGGUAAAUACAAAUGCAAAUGCAA
Amphibalanus amphitrite is the source of this 2712-nucleotide messenger RNA. RefSeq lists its product as uncharacterized. The coding region runs from base 182 to 1795 and encodes 537 amino acids. The transcript has 12 exons. Gene Ontology annotation, biological process: protein ubiquitination. The record is from RefSeq and is a predicted model, not a curated record. Lineage: Eukaryota; Metazoa; Arthropoda; Thecostraca; Balanomorpha; Balanidae. Gene Ontology annotation, cellular component: Cul4-RING E3 ubiquitin ligase complex.